GUCUUUGCAGAGGAGUGUCCGCUCUAUUGUAGUUAGAGUGGAUUGCAAUUUGCAGACUGGCGACACACACAGUUAUUACCAUGGAGUCGCAGGUAUGGUAAUACUUAACUGCAUUUUUCUUUGAUUGUGAUCUGAUACAAUCCCACGAAACUAAAUAAUAUAUGUAUGAAAAUGUGAAGCUUGUGUCCGUCACGCUGUCAUGUUAUUUUGUUUAUAGUUUUAAUUGAUAAUGUUAGCCAGCGUCCAAGUCAAGCUAGCAGACUGGCAGCAGUGAUCCCGUUGUUUGCUGUCAGCUCCAGGAAGUUCCUGGUUGAACUAAAUCCGUCAGACAUUGCUGGAAACAGACUUGUCCAUUUGCUUUGUGAAUGUUUUUAGUGUGCAGCAACUACUGAGUACUUUUAUACUAUUUUUGGUGGAAAACGGAUUUGAUAUUACUAGCUUUGCAUGGCUGAGUAGCAAUCUUGCUAGGUAAUGAAUAGGACAUUGUUUGCCGUGCGACAGUUUGUAUUUCUGGGACGUGGUGUGAGUUCCUCUGUUGCACGCUGUCAGGUGAUGAGCAACCCGGAGGAAAUCGUCAGACUCUACAGAGAUCUCAGUCUCUUCCCUUCUCUGAGCAAAGCAGACUUGGGACCUGUCAUAACUUCUCAGUAUGGAGGCAAAUACAGCAACAUCUACACGGGUGAGCACAGACUGUUCCAGUGACUAAUCAUUUUUAGGUGUCUGUAUUUUCAGUGACUUUGACUGACUUUCCUUUACAGAGUGGAGCCAGCGUGAUUUGGAGAGGAAUGAGAAUGUCAAGUUUUGCAGACAGUACAUUGUAUUCCAUGAUGAUAAGUCGGUGGUCUUCUCUGGAGCCUCAGGAAACAGCACUGAGAUCAAAGGAGAGUAUGUAAACAUUUUCAUAAUUCCUAACUCAAAGCAGAUCGAUCCUUCCAGACUGUUGCCCCCAGGCUUUGGAAUGAUCUUCCUCUCUCUCUGGACUUAAUUGACUCUGUUGACUCCUUUAAAAGCCAACUCAAAACGUAUUUAUUAGCUCAGGCUUUUGUUUAAUUGUUUUUGGGGCUGCUAUGACUGUUUAAUGUUGUUGUCUUGGCCUUUUAAUUUGUAUGUACCUUUUUAUUUUUUUUCCAUGUGAAGCACUUUGUGACUCUUUAGUCUGUGAAAAGUGCUAUACAAAUAAAGUAUGCUUACUUACUUACCUACUAAAAGGUCUAAACCAGACUGUUUCUCCUCACAGGUUACUGAGUAAGGAUUCCCCUUCAGGUGAAAUGAAGGCUGUGGUUAGGGAGUGCUCCAUCAAAGGAGAGGAUACUCAGUUUCUGGAGGUGCCUUUUCUCCUUUAAAUCAUGCUUUUUACAAAAUAAAAUCAGGCUUGGUGUUCAUAUUUAAUUGACACUGUAAAUCCCACAUCUAUCUGAAGAUCAUCUUGUUUUAAAUCUGAGGCACUUGACUUUUCUUUAAUUUCUGCAAUCAUUUAGAUCUGGAGUAAAAACAUCAAGAUGAAGAGCAUCAAUCUGACAGCCUUGAAGAAGCAUGGCAAAGUCUACGAGGAUGGUGAGUUCUCUGCAUUUCAGUUCCUAUACAACCAUACCUGCCAACAUUUGGGUUAUAAAAUCGAGGGUUAAAAAAGAGAUUCUAGUUGCGCGUGCUGGACAGUUUUGGGGUUACCUUGUACGGUGGAUAUGAGCUAAUUAUGAGAGUAUUUGUGAUUAGAUUGCUCAUCCAAAUAAGUCUAAGUGGAGCAGCACAUUUUUUUGUUUUUUUUAAUAAUAACAAAUGGUACCAAAAAAAAUAGCUACAAUUUUCGUUGAACUUAUUUAGUCCACUAAUUUUGGUGUUGAAGUCCUCAUAUGUUUUACAUGUUCUCUGAACAUCUGUGUUUCCAGUACAGCACUCUUUUGUCUGAGGCUGCCCGAGCGCAUCACUCCAAGACAGUGCAAGACUAUCAACUUAAAUCUGACGAGAGUUAUAUCCCGCGUUUGUUUUCCUUUCAUUGAAGUAUUUAUUUUGCAACAAACACUGCUUAAAUAUUUACAUCUUAAACUGACCUGAAUCAUCCCAAAUUGUUCAGUAAAAGUAUCAAUCCAGUGUCUGUGAGGCUCAGCAGAAACACAGGACAAUCUUCGGUUGUCUGGAAAUCUGGCAACUUUGGAUGAAUAUAGUGAUCCAGUUCAUGAAUGAACGUAGACCAUGCAAACUACGGGAGAUUUGCGAGAGAAAUGACAAUACUGAAGGUGGGCGAGAGAUAGGUCUGAAAUACGGGAGAGUCCCGGGAAAAACGGGAGUGUUGGCAGGUAUGUACAACUGAGCCUUUGUAUGCAUAGUUUAGGAGUAAUUAAUACUACGUUUGUUCUUCUAUAGAUCAGUUUGGCAGCUUGGUUUGGUCCCACUCUGAGACCCACCUUUUGUACGUGGCAGAAAAGAAGAGGCCUAAGACAGAAUCGUUCUUCCAGGUAUGUCAUCAUAACUGUACUUGAGGGUUAAUCGGCUGAAAAUCAUGUUUGACAGACAACAGGUGCAGCAUUCUUUGGAGGUUUAAAAUUUCAGUAGCGUCAAUACUGGUCUCACACGGCAUACUGAAACCAUAACUAAAUGUUUUCAGCAUGUUUGAAGUGAGUGCAAUGAUUUUUCUUUUAAGGAAACUGCCAAAUUUGCAGAUAUUUCCUUUCUAGAAACAGCAAACAGUAUCAAAAUUAUCUAAGGCUUUGGCACAUUGUUAAAAAAAGCUUAUUAAUCAGUCACAAAGAAAAAUAGUCUGUAAAUGCCGUCAAUUUGAACACAUUUUACGUCGCCCUUUGAGCCUUGAAUGUCUUGUAAAACUGACACUAAUUGGAGUGUGGCUUCAGGGAGAUGAGAAAAGUUUUCAGUCCUCUGUUUAAAUCAGUGUUAAUUCACUAUUGACUGUUGCAGUAUGAGAUUUCUGAAUUAUGUUACACCCAUGGAGAGUAACUCUUUGUUCUGUUUCAUCCUUUUUGUCUGCAGUCUGGCUCAACAGGCUUGUCCUCUAUUGCAGAAGAUGAAGAGACCUCAAGAGUGGAGAAAAAGGAGGCUGUAAAGGUAGAAAUGCAAUAAGGAAUAAAACCUAAAAAACACUUAUAGGCGAUAUUUCACUGAAGCUGAGGCUGUGGUGGUUUUUCUGUUUUUAUUCCUGCAGGGGGAGCAGUUUGCCUUCCAUGAGGACUGGGGCGAGGCGCUGGUUACUAAGAGCUGUCCUGUGCUUUGUGUCCUGGAUAUCGAUGGUGACAGCGUGUCUGUGCUGGAGGGAGUGCCAGAAAACAUCUCACCUGGACAGGUGGAUACAGCACCUUGUGUGAUAAUGCAUGACUCUGGUUUUUGAGGCUCAUACCAUGUCCUUCACUUUACAGGCAUUUUGGGCUCCUGGUGACACAGGUGUGGUGUUUGUAGGCUGGUGGCACGAGCCUUUCAGACUUGGCCUUAAGUACUGCCCAAACAGGAGGUAAAAAAAAGAGUUACAUCUGUCGUAUCAGAAAAGUCAUUAUAGUUGCUCUGCAGGUUAUUCAGCUAUGUCAUUUUCUCCCUCAGGUCAUCUCUGUUCUACGUGGAUCUCACUGGUGGGAAAUGUGGUAAGCGAAUGACUGUAAUUUUAAGUAUAGUGCUGUCUCUUCCAGAAAGAUGAUAAAGUUAAAUACGAAUAGAUCCCAUAACCAUAACACCCUCCUUCUCUAAGGGCACGUACUACCAAGUUUUGCUUUGUAAUCUUUGUAUGAACUGUUAUAUGAGAACAUGAGAUUGUCCUUGUUUUACUUGUUUUCAGCGUUGAAUACGAAUAAUGAUGCAUGUCAGGGCUCGACAGUGUGACCGUUUCACUCGCAUUUGCAACUAAAAAAAGAUGUGCAUGAAUUCUAAAAAGUAUUUAGGGGCACAUGUGCACAUAAAAAAAACAGGCAAAUGUUUUUUUCAUGUAGAUACCACGGUGAAGUUAGUUUUAGGUUGGAUAUUUGAUGGACAUUCACUGUGGAUUUACUGGUGUCUUCUCACUCUCUAUAACCUGGAAUAGCAACAGCAGCGCAGUUAAAUCUACUUGGCACCCUCGCUGUCAGGUGUUGAAUAAGGGACCAUCAAUAAAUUACCGGUUGAUGUUCUCAAAAAACGCUGUUUUCCUUCAAUAGCUUUCAUGUCACGUGACCAAUUGACCUAAAAUUGAUUUCAAAUAGGAGUACUAAGGUCGGACAAUAAGACACACCUCUUUAUUUCACUAAUUUGUCCUCAAAAAAAUUUUUGUGUUUAAUUUAAAGGCAAAUUUUAAACAUUUUCUUCAAUAGCUUCCAUGUCAUGUGACCAAAAGAUCUAAAAUUGAAUGUGCUCCUUGUGAAAAAAGUUAGUGUCAAGCCCUGCAUGUACAAAAAGUUUGGCUCUAAGCAAUACAUCCAUGAAUUCCUGAUUUGGCAGAUGUUAAUGUGUUGUAAUUGUUUGUGUGUUACUUUAGAGCAGCUGUCAUCGGGCACCAGUGCUGUGUACUCCCCCAGGCUCAGUCCAGAUCAGUGUCGAAUUGUUUAUCUGGAAUGUUCUGUCUAUGGACCACACAUGCAGUGCAGCAGGCUUUGUAUGGUAGGGCAGACUUUUGGCACAUUUUCUUCCCACUCUGUAUAAAGUGCACUGUCCUCAUUGAAAAACUGUGUAGUAAAAGAUGAUUAUUUACACAGCUUAUCAUCUAAUUGUCCUGUCUGUAGACAUGGAGCUUUACUGAAACAAAAAUACAUGAGUGUGUUAAUAAAUGCCUUUGUUUAUAUUUGCUCUUGUCUUUGCUUGCAUGUUGUAUUUUUGUAGUAUGACUGGUAUACGAAGAAGACGUCAGUGGUGGUGGAUAUUGUGCAGAGGCCUAAAGAGGGUAAGGACCACCUGAUCAUGACAUGAGUACACCUUUCUUCCACUCUUUGUCUAAUCCAGCUGUGUCUGUGUGUAUUUAUGCGUCUCCACAGAUGGUUUCACUGGUAUCUACAGCUCUCAGUUGGCCCCUCAGUGCUGGUCAGCUGAUAGUCAGCGUGUUAUUAUCUCUUGUCCUCAGCGUAGCCGCAAGGUAUUGUCUGUUUCCAAGAUUUGUCUUAUCAAAAUUACAAAUUGUAGUUUGGCAAAAUCAUUUUUUUAUAAUCAGGUUAAGACCAUUUUAAAAUCUGUUACCUCAGAAGUUAUCGUCUCUCUUGCAGGAUCUAUUGAUGGUGGAUACAAGCACUGGAAGCGUCACCUCUCUGACUUCGAGUGAGUCAUGAAACUCAUUUUUCUGCCUUGGGAUUAUUCAGAACUAAACACCCCCUCUUCCUCUUCCUUUUUAUUAUUGCCACUACUACGAAGUCAUGCACCUACUGCGUUUUUGUGUUACUGAAGCUCUUAAACCAAUAUCUUUCAACCUGCGACUUAUUAUGCUCUUUGUCGGUCUCCAGAGUCUGAUGUCGGCAGCUGGUGCCUGCUGAACAUAGAGAGAGAUCUGAUGGUGGUCAGCUGCUCCUCUCCAAACACCCCGCCAUGUUUGGUAGUUACUCUUUUUUUUUGGUCUUUUUUUCAGAGUGAUCUUUAUUAAAUUUCUCAAAAGCCACAAGGUCACAAACUCAUGUGUCAUUUCUGUGUCCAGAGGGUGGGUUUCCUGCCCCCCAGGGAUUCAGUGGAGGGAGUGGUCUGGGUUACUUUGGAAGACUCUCAGAUUUUGCCAGAUAUUGAUUGGCAGAUCUUGACUUUCAACCCUCCUCCAGAGCAAGACAACAGCCAGUACCGUAAGAUUUCAGUCUGAUUGCUGUAUAUGGAGGGUGGACAAGAUCUGACUGUGUGUAUGACAUAUAAAGAACAGCGUAGGUAAUCUUAGGGGAAAAACUAAUUAGUACUCUAUAUAUAUUCUUCCAGCUGGCCUUGAUUUUGAAGCGUUGCUGAUCAAACCAAAGGAGGUUAAGGAUGGAGUGAAGCUGCCUCUUAUCGUCACUCCUCAUGGUUGGUGACUCUGAAUCGAGUUCUUUGUAUUUCAGUGUUUUAUUCUCAAGUAUCAGCUGUCUUUUCAGUCAUGAGCCACUUAUGCAGAUCAGAAAAUGACCAGUGUGUUAAAGUUUCUGAUCAUAUUCUCAAAGUGUUUUGGAGAAAACAAAGAAACCAGAAAGGGUUUUUUUUUUUACAUGCAAAGUUACUUCAGGCUUUUAGACCUCAUGGGGAAAAAGAACAUGAAGACACAAACUGACUUCUUAUUGUUAUUGUUCUUUCUCUAAGGUGGUCCUCACUCAGUGCUUGUAGCCGACUGGGUUCUGUCAUCAUCAGUGCUGUGCCGGAUGGGCUUUGCCAUAUUACUGGGUUAGUAAAAUAUGAGUGUCUUUAACCUGUGACCAAUAACCUAUUCAUGGGAUUUUUAUACAGCGUAUAAAACUGAUGAUUAAGGGUCCCCAUGCUGUCUCCUGCCAGCAGAAACAUAUGGUGUGUAGAUCACUCUUAGAUUAAAAAAUACAUUAAUUGUAAUUUUAAAAAAUUGGCCACAUUUCUCAGAAUCUUGUAAACAAUGAAAUACCCCGGAAGCAUGCAGUUUGCACACACUUACCCGAUCUCACGUGGGUGUUGCCAGACAGUUUUAUGUGAAAUCAGUUUCACUAUUCCAGUAAACGGACUGCUGAUGACUAGGAAUGCUGACAACUAUAGGUCCUCUAUUGUGGUUUUGUACUUCAAAAGAGGCACGCCAGGUUUACUGGUUUCAAACAGGUGUUUUUUUUUUUUUUUUCCUGUAGCAACAGGAUGAGAAACUGAAAACUGGUCACACGCUUGCUUUUCUUGUUUCUGGAGUUAAGUUAGUUUGAGAGAUUUGUUUAAGAUUCUUGAUUAUAGCAUUUCAUCCUGCCCUAAAUCAUACAUGUCAACUAUAUCAGUGUGUGUUUUUGUUUUGUUUAUUUUUCUGUAGUGAACUAUCGUGGCUCUCUGGGGUUCGGCCAGGACAACAUCCUCUCAUUACCCGGCAAUGUUGGCAGUCAGGAUGUCAAAGAUGUUCAAGUAAGAAUAAGAGAAAAGCUGUUUAAAAGUCAUGAUCUGGUUCAUGUUAUUCUUCACCUCUCCUUUCUGAAAUCUCCAAUCUUUCUAGCAGUCUUGUCAAAAUUAAGAUAGAAAAGCCCAAAAACUAGUUUUGAAAAUAUCCAAUAUUCUGAUUAUUGUGUUUUUAAUCCUUUAAAUUGGUGAUCAGUAAAGGCAUUGUUCCUCCUACUAAGUAUUGUCUACUGUUUAACCUACAGUGUAAUGAUUAGUCUUGUAGUUCCCUUAUUUAGUUGAGAUUUGUUUUCAUAGCUAUCAUCCAAAAAAACCUGGCAUCAUAAACGUUUUCCUUUUUCAUUUUUUGCAUUUUCACACGUCUUUCCGUCUUCUCUCGAAUUGCCCCUUUCUUUUGUUCUCUCUCAGUUUGCUGUUGAAAGUGUUCUCAAAGGUGAUGAUUUCGACACGCAAAAAGUGGCAAUUUCUGGGGGCUCCCAUGGUGGUUUCCUGGCCUGUCAUCUCAUCGGCCAGUAUCCAAGCUUCUACAAAGCCUGUGUGGCUCGCAACCCCGUCAUCAAUCUGGCCUCGAUGAUCGGCAGCACAGACAUCCCAGACUGGUAAAGACUGUCAGAGUAUUUAAGAUUUUCAUGUAUUAGUUAUACAUAACCACUCAUCUUCUCCUGUUUUAUCAUGGUACCCCCCUGACAUUUCACUAUGACAGCUGUGAGCAAGUGAGUGGGAUAAAGGGCAUGUGUCUACCUCACUGUGAGGAAUGGAGGUGGUUAUUAGCGCACAGAGACACACUCGCACUGCAGGAACAAAAAUAACCUCAAAACUGUUCAGGGAGUUUCUUUUUCCUUCCUCUUGAUGUUUCGCCUUUUGCAGGUGCAUGAGCGUGUCUGGCUUCGACUACAGCACGGACUGUCUACCUGACCCAGCUGUAUGGGAGCAAAUGUUAAACAUGUCCCCCAUUAAGCAUGUCCCUCAGGUAGGAGUUUCUCACUGUGUGUCUUUUACCUUGUGUAUGCAAACUUAUUGGUGCUGUGAAACAAUAUCAUAAAAAAAUAAACACGAUCUCUCAUCCAGGUGCAGACACCAGUGUUGCUUACCUUAGGGGAAGACGACAAACGAGUGCCUAACAAGCAAGGAAUUGAAUACUACAGAGCUCUGAAAGCAAAGCAGGUUCCUGUCCGGUAAGCAACUUGUCCGACUUCUGUUGCGCAAUAGAGCUUUGAUUGCCUAUUCACUAAUGCUCUGAUACAUUUAUUUUAGGUUGCUAUGGUACCCAGGGAACAACCAUGCUCUCUCCAAGGUGGACGCUGAGUCAGAUGGCUUUAUGAACAUUGCUCUGUGGAUAAUUCAACAUUUGUAUCAGUGAUGGUAAAUUUGAGAUGACAGGACACCACUGGGCGCGAGGGAUAUUCUGCUUUUGUUUUCAAGGACGUUGUAAGGUCCAAGCCAAAGAAUAUAAAGUGCUCUCCAACUUGAAGAUAUGAUGUAUAAAAUUGAGUCUUCUUGUAAGUUAUCUGUUGCCAUGGGGGUUUCCACGGUUACUCUCUCAGAGUUGAUGAAGGUUUGAACACAGCACUUACAGCUUUAAUGCAGUUUAUGAAGUCAGAAAUGUAAUGGUUGGUUAAUUUUGCAGGCUCUAAUUAUAUAGAGAAAAUAAAGGGCUUUUCAUUCUGUCAGUUGUGUUUGAGAAUACAUCAAGGAAUUUCUUUCAUACUCAUUUUUUUUCUGCUUACUGUCAUGUUUCACAACAGUUUUGGUUUGAUUUUAUGAGACAGUGCACUUAAUAAACUUGUUAAAAAAAAAAA
Messenger RNA from Xyrichtys novacula (pearly razorfish), 8762 nucleotides. Lineage: Eukaryota; Metazoa; Chordata; Actinopteri; Labriformes; Labridae. The record is from the annotation of a GenBank genome assembly.